Molecule: messenger RNA, 465 nt
Organism: Fusarium falciforme
Lineage: Eukaryota; Fungi; Ascomycota; Sordariomycetes; Hypocreales; Nectriaceae
Exons: 1
Coding region: 1-465 (154 amino acids)
Source: RefSeq, a predicted model, not a curated record
AUGGAGUUCCGAUUUGUGGACGAACAUGACCCCGCUGCGCUACGUCGACGUUGCCUGCAAGCGGAACGUACCUGGAGAUGGCGGCAGCGGCAAAGGGCCAAACAAGAUAUUGAGACCACAAACCAUCAUGCUGAGUCGUCUCGAACAGUUGAGUCUAUGGCGGAGAAUGUGCAGACGAGACCAGAGAACGGUUCGUUGGCCAACACUGGGGAGUUUGGAUCUGACAAAAGCUCUUCCGAGGACAUUUUUAUCACUCCUAGUCAGGAAGAUGAUGAUCUGGGCAUAAUCGACACCGAUCCAGCCUAUUACGACGAAGAACCAGUCGACGCCCAUAGUGCCGAGGAGCGCGAAGAUCAUACAGAGUCUGGGAGUCCAGAGGUCUAUGCUGAAAUGCAAGCAGAUCUUCUUCAUGACAACACCUGGAACGAUUUUCAAUACGCCACGGAGAAGUUUGUUCAGCAAUAA